AUGGCUGCCUUAGCGUGGAUGCUGUUUUCCUUAGCCGCUGGGGCAGCUGACGCGCGACACCUGCGCGGCCUGCGCGGCCUCAGCGAGGACCUGGGCUCGCUGCUGAGGGAGGAUGUGGCCAAGGCCGCUAGCUUCAUUUUGAAGACCUUCGACAUCGAAGGAACUCAAGGGGGAGCACCGGCAGCCUCCGUUGACACCACGGCGAGUGGUGCUCACCUGGUGCAGGAGCUCCUUUCGAAUAAGGAGCUCACAGAGCUGAUCAUGCUCAGGCCGAAGCAGAACGGCUUGGUACAAUCGGGCCGGCUUUAUGACAUUCAGAUGAAGGCCGCCCACGUCGGGAAGGGGACGCACGUCUCCACCCAGGGUGGCCUGGUGACAUUUUCCGUUGAAGACCUGUCGGUUGAGGUCCACUGCCACUACGACCUGAGGCUGUCCAGCUUCGGUUACAAGGAGACGGGCAACGUGAGGGCCCGCUUGUUCGGCGACUCCAUGUCGCUGAACUUCCCCGUCGAGGGCUCCGGGCCCGGAGGGUGCCACUUCGGCAAGGGCCUCGACCUGGAGGUCCUGAACGCUACGAGCGACCAUGAUGCGCUCAACGUAGCGAUAACCGACAUUCUCUCCAGCAAUAUGUUGGACCUCUGCACGGAAAUCGUGCAGGAGAUGGAGAGCGGCUUAUGCCGAAAUCUGCUCGAGCCCCGUGCUCAGCAGCCGAAUUUCAUGCACAAGCCAAUGGGCAAAGGGGAGUCGAUGUGGCCCCUGGUGCUUGGAACGACUUUCCUAUGUUGUGGCCGCUUGGCACCACAAGCGUGGUCCCACACGGAGGCCCACACGAGCUCAGAAGAGAGCCACUCCGAUGUGGAGAAUCAGUUCUUGGGGCUGUCGAACGUGACUCCCAUUUCGCAGAAAUGA
Symbiodinium necroappetens is the source of this 909-nucleotide messenger RNA. NCBI's taxonomy places the organism in Eukaryota, Dinophyceae, Suessiales, Symbiodiniaceae. The record is from the annotation of a GenBank genome assembly.